Fulvia fulva is the source of this 357-nucleotide messenger RNA. Its product is annotated as Prefoldin subunit 6. Gene Ontology annotation, biological process: chaperone-mediated protein complex assembly; protein folding. Gene Ontology annotation, cellular component: prefoldin complex; cytoplasm. Lineage: Eukaryota; Fungi; Ascomycota; Dothideomycetes; Mycosphaerellales; Mycosphaerellaceae. The record is from RefSeq and is a predicted model, not a curated record. Bases 1 to 357 code for a protein of 118 amino acids. The transcript is spliced from 4 exons. Gene Ontology annotation, molecular function: protein-folding chaperone binding.
AUGGCCGAACGAGCACAACUCAACAGUCUCUCAGACGAAUACCAGAGCCUGCAAACAGAACUCAGCACACUCGUCUCAGCACGUCAAAAGCUCGAGUCACAACAACAAGAGAACGUAGGCGUUCAGAAGGAGUUCAAUGGCUUGGCAGACGACGCCACAAUCUACAAACUCGUUGGCCCAGUGUUACUGAAGCAAGACACGACCGAAGCGAAGAGUACAGUAGAUGGAAGGUUGAGUUACAUAGAGCAAGAAAUUAAGAGAAUCGAAGGAAGCAUCAAAGGCAUCCAGGAGAAGAGCGAAGGAAAGAAGAUGGAGAUUCUUCAGAUCCAGUCGCAAAUGCAGCAGGCUCAGUCGUAG